This is a messenger RNA of Cinara cedri, 3296 nucleotides long. Lineage: Eukaryota; Metazoa; Arthropoda; Insecta; Hemiptera; Aphididae. The record is from the annotation of a GenBank genome assembly.
AUGAUGAAUACAUUUAUGUCAGGGUAUCACAGUGAUCCUGAAGUAUACAUAACUGCGGCAAAAUAUGAAUUUGACGAUCGAAAAAACAUUAAAACUGCUAGGCGGUAUUUCAUAGAAGGAUUGAAAUAUCAUAAAAAUUGUAAAAGCUUGCACAUAGAAGAAUUUUGGAUAGAAGUUCAGCAUUUAGAAAAGACAGCAGGUGCUUCACUUCCAACUGCAAUUGGAAAAUACAGACACCUUAUAAAACGAUUUAAAGGGGAUAUGGAAUUUCAAAGACAGCNGUUGGACAAAGCAAUUCAAUUAAGAGCAGUUAGGGAAUUGCAAUGCAAUGUCGUCAGGUGUGAAUCAAUUAUUAAAUUAUUUAAUAGUAAUUAUUACCUUUUUAAAUUUUUAUGUUUGUAAUAUUUCAGAGAUAUGGUAAUAAAAUAUAGACACAGUGAAUUUAUGUGGCAAAAAUUGGCUAAAAUUAGUUUUGAUGGAUUUAUAUACCACCACGAGACAGAACAAUUGCAUUACGACACAAAUUAUAUUAGUGGAAUAAGGUAACCUUUAUAAAAAUUGUGUAUUGUUUUAAAAUAUAAUUAUUUAAUUUUUAAAGGAGUUGUAUUAAAACAUAUGAAGACGGAUUGAAAGAAAAUUUACCACCAGAAAACAAACAUAAUCUGUGGAAUUUUUAUGUCGAUCACGUGAUAGAAAUUCGAAAUUCUUAUCGUAUGAAAAAAGAAUCAAUCAGAAAUUUUAUGGACGAGACUAUGGAAGGGGCAUUUCAGGAAGCACAUGACAACAAAGCACUAUACAAAGCGGAACAUUAUAUUUAUUGGGUAUAAACCAUCUUUCUGAAAUAAUUACUGAGCAUACUGAAAUGCCAUUAAAAUGUGCCAAAAUAUUACAUAGUAUGCCUCUAUAAGUUUGUUAAUUUUAUUUUGAUGUAUACAAUGUAUUCAUUUGGUAGAGUUGUUGGUGUUGGUAUCAUUCAAUAAUAAAAUGUCUUACAGCAGCAGAAGUUUUAAGUUUCUGCUUUCCAGUCUAGUUCAUUUUUCAAUGAUUAGAUACCAUAAUAUUUUCAAUUGUACAAUACCCAUUAAAAAUAAAAAAAUCAUGGUUAAAUGCACAAUUAAUAAUAUUGAACGCAAUUAUUUUUCAAAAGAGUCAGUCUCGUCAGAUAAACAGGUACCUGCUGAAUAUUGCUGAAUUCUCUAUAUACUCUGUUGUAUCUGAACUCGGUCUUGGUUAUUUAUUUGGCAUUACAAAUUUUGACUUACCAACCUAUGUUUUAUAUUAUUUUGAAUCCAUAUUCUUAACAAGUUGAAAAAAGUUUAGUAGGUCUAUAUUCUAUUAUAUUCAUCAACUAUUGCAUCGUCUGAUCUCCAGUUGCUGCACGGUUUGAAAUGUCUUUAUUUACUGAUUGCAUGCAUAUGUUUUGUACAAUGUUUUACAAAGACUUAUUGUCUAAUGAAGUAUAAUUUCCUAUCUAAAAUUGUCCUUGUUCUUAUUUGUUCAACUAAUUUUGUAAAAAAUGAACUUGUUUGAUGAUUGAUGGCAUUGGCUAAUGCAGAUCGCAUUCUUAACACUAAGUCCUCUCCCAAUCAACAUUUUUAUAAUUUUUUAAAUAAUAUUUAUUAUAUUUUUAUCAUUAUUAUAAUACAAUGCAGUUGGAAAUACCAUUAUUAAUAUAUAUUAGUUGUAAAAAAAAUGGUUAAGCCUGUUUAAUUUAAUCAAUAAAAAUACAUAUUAGAUAUAGUUAGGUGGAUUAUUUUGAACGCUUGAAAGAUAAUAUGAACAGUGAAAAAUUGUGUAUAACCAAAUACAGUUAAAAAAUACAGAAAAUACCAAAUACAAAAUAAAUGGCAAUGUUCGGCAGACUGAUGAAAAUCUUAUCUUUCUAGAUAGAAAACCAACAAAAACCAGCUAAAGACUGGGAAGACUUUAGUAAGGGUAGUUAGAAAGGGCAAGAAAAAAUAUUCUAGAUGUUGACUAGUCAAUAGAAAUGGAAAAUGCAACAAUGCAGUAGAUUGGGAUAAUCAGAAGAACCUGAAAGAAUUGUGUUAAAUGCUUUAUUGAACUUUUUAACACCAACCAAAAAAAAACAAAAAAAGGCAUAAAAAAUAUUUAAUAAAAGGAUGAUUUAUUUUUUAGGCUAUGAACUCAAAGAAGGAUAGCUAUAUGAUUCUAAUUGAAGCAGUUGAUGUUGUAAAAGAUAAUGUUGUAGAAAUUUGGGUAAAACUAUUAUCAUACUUUGUGGACUUUGACAGUUUUGACAUGGCCAUUGAAGUGUUUCAAGCUGGUGUUAGGGCUUUGACAAACAGAUCAUUGCCCUUAUGGAAAAUUGUUAUCUUGUACAUGCAUAAUACUCAUCCAAAUUUUGUAAGUAUAUCCAUUAAAUAUAUAAGGUUAAAAAUUUAAUGUUAUUAUGUGAAGGAUUAUAAAGAGUCAGUUAAUAAAUGAAUUAUUUAUAUUGUCUUUAUGUAGCUUAAACAGUUGUACCAAGAAGGGGCAUGUUUUCCAUAUAAAGAAAUCAAUUUAUGUAUCAGGCCGCAAUAUUUAGAAUGGUAUGUAUUUCAUAAUGGCAUACUUUCUUCUCGAGAGUUAUUUAAUGAGUUAAAAGAAAUAGAACCAGAAUGUAAAGAACUGUAUAAAUCUAUGAUUUCAUCUGAAAAAUCUCAACUUUCAUCAAUUACCAAAUUAAGUUCUAUAAGGAAAUUACACCAUGACAUAUGUAAUGUGUUCGGUAAAAAUGACAUUGGUAAGUAGGUAUUUAUUUAAUACAAUUUACUUAUCAUUAAUAAGGUAAUUUAUUAUUAUAUUAUACUUUUAAAGUUAAAGAACUGUAAAAAUGCUUACUUGCGAGACAUGUAACAUUUUUUUAAUUUUAUAUAACUAUAUUAUGAAGAUGAUAUAAACUUAAAUUAGUAGAUAGAGUUUUAAUUUUCAUAUAUUUUUAAGUCUUUGUUUUAAGCCAUUUUAUCUUCUAUAACUAAUGUAUUCUUAAAGCUUAUUAAUGCUUAUAAUUUAUAUUAUAUAUAUAGAUGUGUGGAUUGACUAUAUUCGUUUUGAAUACAUGUAUGGCUCUCGGUCAUUGGUAAACGAAAUUUAUAUGGUAUCAUUAAGGUGUUUGGAACCAGGAUUAAGAAAUUCCAUGACAGAAAAAUUCAAAAACCUUGAAGUUGAAUUUAAGUAUGAAUCUUUUCAUAAGUUAUAUCAUUGAACUAAUGUAGAAAAUAUGAUACAAUUUUUUUUCUAGGGAGGAUUGUUCAAUAGUUGGAGGAAUAAUUGUUAUUGAUGAUGAUGAUGAUUGA